Spathaspora passalidarum NRRL Y-27907 is the source of this 1188-nucleotide messenger RNA. RefSeq names its product putative glucosidase (gene SUN41). Gene Ontology annotation, cellular component: cell surface; fungal-type cell wall. The coding region runs from base 1 to 1188 and encodes 395 amino acids. The transcript has a single exon. The record is from RefSeq and is a predicted model, not a curated record. Gene Ontology annotation, biological process: fungal-type cell wall organization. NCBI's taxonomy places the organism in Eukaryota, Fungi, Ascomycota, Pichiomycetes, Serinales, Debaryomycetaceae.
AUGAAGUUUAGUAAAGCUACUGUUUUGGCAUUUGCUGCCUUAGCACUCGCUGCCCCAGCAGCUAAGAGAGACGACGGAACCGACUGUUCCUCUACUUCUUUCCACGGUCACCACAAACACAAGAGAGCCGUCGUUUACGACUACGCCUAUGUCACUGUCACUGUCGACAGUAACGGAAAACCAAUCAAUGUUCCAACUUCUACCCUCGUUGCAUCUGUUGUUCCACCUUCAGCUGAUGCUAUUCAACCGGAAUCAAGCGCUCCAGCUCCUUCCUCGUCUGCUGUCGCUUCUUCCUCGGCUGCUCCAGCUCCAGAAUCGUCUUCUGCCCCAGCUCCUCAACAUUCUUCUGCCCCAGCUCCAGUGAAUAGCGGCAUCCAAGGUGACUUAUCCCCUUACCAAAGCCCUAGUGAAGAAUUCCCAGAUGGUGUUUACUCCUGUGACACAUUCCCAGCUGGUCAAGGUGUUAUUGCCUUAGAUCAAUUAGGUUUCGGCGGUUGGUCCGGUAUUUACCAUUCAGAUACUUCUACUGGUGGUUCUUGUACUGAAGGUGCUUACUGUUCCUACGCUUGUCAAAGUGGUAUGUCCAAGACCCAAUGGCCAGAUUCUCAACCUGCCAACGGUGUUUCUGUUGGUGGUUUAUUAUGUAAGGGUGGUAAGUUAUACAAGUCCAACUCUCGUUCCAAUUACUUGUGUGAAUGGGGUGUUGACAAGGCUAGUGUUGUCAGUAAUUUAGAUCAAACCGUUGCUAUUUGUCGUACCGAUUACCCAGGUACUGAAAAUAUGGUUAUUCCAACUGUUGUGGGUGGAGGUCAAUCCUCUCCAAUUACUGUUGUUGACCAAUCUUCUUACUACAGAUGGCAAGGUGGUUUAACUUCUGCUCAAUACUACGUUAACAACGCUGGUGUUGAUUGGCAAGAAGGUUGUGCUUGGGGUUCUUCCGGUUCCGGAUUAGGUAACUGGGCCCCAUUGAACUUUGGUGCUGGUUACGAUAAUGGUAUUGCUUACUUAUCUUUGAUUCCAAACCCAAAUAACCGUGAUUCAUUGAAUUUCAAUGUUAAAAUUGUUGCUGAAGAAGGUUCUACUGUUAGUGGACAAUGUGUUUACGAAAAUGGUCAAUAUAACGGAAAUGGUGCUGAUGGAUGUACUGUCGGUGUCACUUCCGGUAAGGCUGAUUUCGUUUUGUAUUAG